AUGAAUGACAAUGUUGUGUGUUCUUCAAAUGAUAAGGGCUUGUUGCUAACUACUAAUCUCGACAUCACGAUAGAUGAGGGAUCUUUGCACAGUGAGCAACUACUUGAAGUUGAGGGCAAAGAGCUCGAGAAUGACUGUAAUCAAUUGUUUGAGAUUGAUGGAUGCGAACAUGAGAAUGGAAGGGAUGAAAAUGAAACGGCAGUAGUUGACAGUAAUAGUAGAGAAUCUCGAGGAAAAGACUUCCAGCCACCUGUUGUGGGAAUGGAGUUUGAAACUUAUGAUGAUGCCUACAACUAUUAUAACAGCUAUGCUAAAGAAAUUGGAUUUGCUAUACGGGUUAAAUCAUCUUGGGCCAAACGUAACAGUAAAGAGAAGCGUGGUGCUGUCUUGUGCUGUAACUGUGAGGGUUUCAAAACAAUUAAAGAAGCUAAUAGUCAUAGGAAAGAAACGCGAACAGGCUGUCUAGCAAUGAUUAGAUUGAGAUUAGUGGAAUCUAAUAGGUGGAGGGUUGAUGAAGUCAAGCUUGAGCAUAACCAUUCAUUUGAUCCCGAGAGAGCACAGAACUCUAAAUCACAUAAGAGGAUGGACAGUGGGGCCAAAAGAAAAUUUGAGCCAACUUUAGAUGUUGAAGUGCGGACAAUCAAGUUAUAUCGAAUGCCAAAUGUAGAUGCUUCUGGUUAUGGGAGCUCAAAUUCUAAUGAAGGAGGAACUAGCAACAAUGUUAUAUUUUCCAGGCGUUUGAAACUAAAAAAAGGUGAUGCAGAACUUAUUUCUAAUUACUUCUGUCAGGGUCAGCUGGUGAGUCCUAAUUUUUUCUAUGUGAUGGAUCUGAAUGAUGAUGGACAACUGAGGAACAUAUUUUGGAUUGAUUCUAGAUCUAGGUCAGCAUAUAGUUAUUUUGGUGAUGUGGUUGCAUUUGACACAACAUAUUUGUCAAACAAUUAUGAGAUUCCACUUGUUGCAUUUGUUGGUAUUAAUCACCAUGGACAAUCUAUUUUGCUAGGAUGUGGUCUGCUUGCAGAUGAGACAUUCGAUACGUAUAUUUGGUUAUUUAGGGCAUGGAUUACUUGUAUGUCUGGUCGCCCUCCACAAACUAUUGUUACAAACCAAUGUAAGACCCUGCGAAGUGCAAUAGCCGAGGUUUUCCCGAGGGCUCACCAUAGAAUUUGUCUAUUGCAAGUCAUGCAGAGUAUCUGUGGAUGUAUGGUGCAGUUUCAGGAAUAUGAGGCAUUUCAAAUGGCGCUAACAAAAGUGAUAUAUGACCCUAAAACAGUAGAUGAAUUUGAAAGGGAUUGGGAUGCCCUGACCCAACAUGUUAGAACAAGAAAUCAUGAAAAGCUUCAAAGCUUGCAUGAGGAACGAGAGCUCUGGGCUCCAGUAUACUCCAAGGACACAAUUUUUGCUGGAAUUUAUGAUUAUGAAAGCGGCGAGUCAGUGGUUCCCUUUUUCAAGGGUCACGUGCAUCAACAAACUUCGUUGAAAGAAUUUUUUGAGAUUUAUGAAUUAGUUCAACAAAAGAAGCAAAACACUGAAGCUCUUGAUGAUUUGGAGUCACACAAUUCAAGCCCAUUACUGAAAACAAGAUGCUUCUACGAGCUGCAACUCUCUAAAUUAUACACAAAUGCAAUAUUCAGGAAGUUCCAAGAUGAGGUGGUGAUGAUGUCCUCCUGUUUCUGCAUCUCACAAAUUCAAACAAAUGAGUCGAUAGUGACAUACAUGGUAAAAGAACAUCAAGUGGAAGAAUCUGUAAGAGAUGAUAGGCAUUUUGAAGUCAUGUAUGAUAAAGCGGUAGCUGAAGUACGUUGCAUUUGUAGUUGCUUUAACUUCAAAGGCUACCUAUGCAGGCAUGCUUUGUAUAUCCUUAAUUACAAUGGGGUGGAGGAAAUUCCAUGUCAAUAUAUUUUGUCAAGAUGGAGGAAAGAUUGUAAGCGAUUGUAUGUAUCACAUCUCAGGUCAGACGAUGUUGAUAUUACCAACCCAGUUCAGUGUUUUGAUCAUUUAUACAGACGUGCUAUGCAAGUAGUUGAAGAAGGCAUGAUAUCUCAAAACCAUUAUAUGGCUUCUUGGCAGGCAUUUAAAGAGUCUUUGAAUAAGAUUCGUUGUGUAGCAGACAAGAUUGAAUAA
Messenger RNA from Lathyrus sativus (Indian pea), 2124 nucleotides. The record is from the annotation of a GenBank genome assembly. NCBI's taxonomy places the organism in Eukaryota, Viridiplantae, Streptophyta, Magnoliopsida, Fabales, Fabaceae.